AUGUUCAGACUAUGGCGAAUUUCUGCGACGUUUUUCACAACCGUCGCCGCCGCUGCGGUCGUCGACUACAGCCGCAACGACGGCAGCAACGGCGGCAAACUGGUGGUCCAGCUGGCCGGUCGGAUGGUCGGUUGGUCGGUCAGUCGAAUGGUCAGUUGGGUGGGCGGUCGGAUGGUCGGUCGGUUGCCCGACGACAUAUCUUCGAACAUCGCACAGACGCCGUCACAAAAAUCUACCCUUCGGCAGCUGUGCUGCCUGAUCACCUCGAACAGUCGGCCUAAAAAACUAGCUGCCCACGACUGGCUGAUCCUCCUACGGCUCUCCGUCGUCCUUGUUCCACCACCACCAUCGCUGCUGCCGCUGCUGCUGCUGCUGCUGCUGCCGCCGCUGCCGCUGCCUCUGCGGUCGUUACUCGCCGCCACCAACUCACUCCUCGUCGGCGGUCAUCAAUCGAUAUUUCCUCUCCUCGCUGCGCCGCCGCAUUUCGUCAAUACCAGUUUGAAGUCUCGGAUCGGAAGGUGCCGUCCAAGAGAAAUGAGUAACAAAAAUAGCCCUCGUCCCUCGUGCUGUCGAUCUCUGAGAUUCGACGAUAGUGCGGCACCUGACAGAGCGUCAAACGUCGGCGUCGGUCAGCGUUCGACCCUUGACGACGGACUUUCCAGGCCACUCCUAAACCUAGGAGAUCUGGAAAAGUGGUUCGCCAAAGAGCUGGCCGAAAAAUGUCUCUUCUACAACUUUGACUUUUACAACGACCGGCCAUUGAUCAUUCCCAUCGAGUACGUCAACUGGAUCUGGGAAGUACUGACCGAAGGACCGGAGUUUUACUUCACUUUCCAGUCAGAAAGCCACAGAUCGUGA
This is a messenger RNA of Soboliphyme baturini, 858 nucleotides long. NCBI's taxonomy places the organism in Eukaryota, Metazoa, Nematoda, Enoplea, Dioctophymatida, Soboliphymatidae. The record is from the annotation of a GenBank genome assembly.